This is a messenger RNA of Salarias fasciatus (jewelled blenny), 917 nucleotides long. RefSeq names its product cathepsin Z-like. The transcript has 6 exons. The coding region runs from base 1 to 906 and encodes 301 amino acids. Gene Ontology annotation, biological process: proteolysis. NCBI's taxonomy places the organism in Eukaryota, Metazoa, Chordata, Actinopteri, Blenniiformes, Blenniidae. Gene Ontology annotation, molecular function: cysteine-type peptidase activity. The record is from RefSeq and is a predicted model, not a curated record.
AUGGCUCACAGAGCUCUUUUUAUCCUUCUGCUCGUUUGUCCUGCUGUUUUAGCCCGGUUCUUUUUUAGCAGUAGGCCCAGCUGUUACCAGCCGGUUCCCAGAAAGCCUGACUUUGGGGUGAAAACCGCGGCCCGUCCCCAUGAACUCCUGAACCUGGCUCAGCUGCCGGAGUCCUGGGACUGGAGGAAUGUCAACGGAGUCAACUACGCCAGUCCGACUCGAAACCAGCACAUUCCUCAGUACUGCGGCUCCUGCUGGGCUCACGGCUCCACCAGUUCAAUGGCAGAUCGCAUCAACGUCAAGCGGCGAGCGGCCUGGCCGUCCGCCUACCUGUCCGUCCAGCACGUGCUGGACUGCGCCGGCGCCGGCGGCUGCCACGGCGGAGACCAGGGAGCGGUCUGGGAGUACGCCCACAAGCACGGCAUCCCCGACGAGACCUGCAACAACUACCAGGCCAUUGACCAGAAAUGCCAGCCGUUCAACGCCUGCGGGACGUGCACCACCUUCGGGAAGUGCGACAGUCUGCAGAACUACACGCUGUGGAAAGUAACCGACUUCGGCGCGAUUGCGGGACGGGACAACAUGAUGGCGGAGAUCUACUCCAGAGGUCCCGUCAGCUGUGGCAUCAUGGCCACGGACCGGCUGGACCGCUACAGCGGCGGUCUGUACUGGGAGUACGCUGAACAAAUCAACAUCAACCACGUCGUGUCCGUCGUCGGGUGGGGCGUGGAAAACGGCACCGAGUACUGGAUCGUCCGGAACUCCUGGGGAGAGCCGUGGGGUGAGAAGGGCUGGCUCAGGAUCGUGACAAGCGCCUUCAAAUCAGGGACUGGAAGUAAGUUCAACCUGGGCCUGGAGGACGACUGCAUGUACGGAGACGUGAUGGUGCCUUCAGCGUACCUGUGAUGGAGAGACGG